AUGAUGACAAAUAACGAGCCAAUAACGAUGGUUGUUCAUUGGAAAGAACAACGAAGAUUAAUGACAAUAAAUAGAGAUGAUGAUAUGAGUACCAUUGAAAAAGCUAUUGUUGAUAUAUAUCAAUUACAAAAAAGUCAUACAUUUCAAGAUGAUACAUAUAAUUAUCAACAAGCAAAUGAUGCCACAGAAUUUCUUCCUACAGAAAAAUCAUCGUCUACAAUGCAUAAUUCAACUAUACCAUUAUUUCUUCCGUGUCGAUCAAGAACUGAUAAUCCGAAUACUUUAUCUAGAGUAACAUCUCAGAUUGAUGAUGACAAUGAAGAAUUUAAAUUAAAUAUAAUUGAUUCUGCAAUAAAAAUUACAACGGAACAUCCAUAUGGUCUUGGUUUUGAUGGUGAUCUUGCUCAACAUCAACGAGUUCAAUUUGAAAGUGAUAUGCUUCGAAAAAGUUCAUCAAAAACAACAAUUGCCGGUGUUUUACUUCGUGCAGCUCAAAAAUCGCAUACCACUUCAAAUGAAGAUAUAUCCUAUCCAACUGUUCAUUUUAAAAUUUCAACGGAUAAAAUUCAUUUAGGAUGGUCUCUUUAUGUUUAUGUAUUAACCGAAGCUGAUAGCAAUGGUAUUCAUUACAUACAUGCAUCAAAAGGUAUAUUUGAUAAUUGUACAAAAGCAAUAGAAAAAUUUGGUAUGAUUCCAAAUACUGAAAUAGUUAAUCCAUAUACGAUUUCAUUAGCUCAAAAUGAUCUUCGUGAUGAAAAAUAUGAAAUACAUGUUAAAGUGUGUAAUAUCACCAAUUUAUCAAAUCGUAAACAUACACAAUUACGAGAAUUUCCUCCAUUAAAUAAUACAAUGAUUUAUGAUGAUAAAACAUUAUUAUCAAACAAAACAACACAUGAUAUGAAAUUUUCAAGUGACAGAUAUCAUCUUGGUUGUAUACUUGUUUGUCAAGGCAAAGCAUAUGAUCGAUGUAUAUCAAGUUUAACUAUUGCUGGACGAAAACGAAAUUGUACUGAAACAAUAAGAGGUGAAGAAGAUGAUGAUGAUGAAAGUUCUCUUAAUAAAAUGCAACGAAAAUAA
This is a messenger RNA of Adineta steineri, 1077 nucleotides long. Lineage: Eukaryota; Metazoa; Rotifera; Eurotatoria; Adinetida; Adinetidae. The record is from the annotation of a GenBank genome assembly.